This is a messenger RNA of Penicillium coprophilum, 339 nucleotides long. Its product is annotated as histone H2A.Z-specific chaperone CHZ1. Bases 1 to 339 code for a protein of 112 amino acids. The transcript has 3 exons. Lineage: Eukaryota; Fungi; Ascomycota; Eurotiomycetes; Eurotiales; Aspergillaceae. The record is from RefSeq and is a predicted model, not a curated record.
AUGGCUGACCAGGCGACCAUCUCCAACUCCAACGAAGAAGCCUUCGCCAAGGGCAAGGGCAAGGCUGACCCCACGCAAGAUAUGAGCAUGGAUGAGGAGAGCGACUCGGACAGCGAGAACGAGAUUGUUGACAAUGACGAGGAUGAUGACACGCAAGACAACCUUAACGACCCCAUUGACCAGAGCAACAUCAUCCAGGGUGGCCGACGCACACGCGGCAAGGUCAUCGAUUACUCCAAGAUCUCCACCGAUGAGAUGGAUGAUGAUGAGGAUGAUGAUGAGGAAUACGAGAGCCGCGAGGACAACCAAACCAACGAUGAUGAUCAAAUGCGCGACUAA